AUGGGCUUGGGUAAAACACUGAGCAUGAUUUCACUUGUUGUACAUAUAAAAGAGCGCCGCAGAGAGAAUCCUGAAGAAUUCAAAAUAUGGAAGAAAAAUGCUCUAAGAGAUCAUGAACUUGUUCGGUCGAAUUCUACAUUGAUUGUUGCACCAGCAUCGUUGAUUUUUCAAUGGCAAUCGGAAAUUGAAAAACAUGUAAAAAGUGAUCGCCUCUCACGUUUCAUCUUUCAUGGACCAAAAACCAAACGAGACAGUAUCAGUCCACGGAGGUAUAUGGUUUUGCCAAAUUUUCUUUUUCAUAAUUACAAAAUUCAAGCUGAUUUUUAG
Messenger RNA from Gongylonema pulchrum, 327 nucleotides. NCBI's taxonomy places the organism in Eukaryota, Metazoa, Nematoda, Chromadorea, Rhabditida, Gongylonematidae. The record is from the annotation of a GenBank genome assembly.